AGAGUCAGAAAAGAACAGAAGUGAUGACCCAGUGGAUGUACAAGUCAACGGGAAUCUUAUCAAGGAGCCUGACAAUCUGGAGUCGGAAGACAACAGGGCUGCACAGCUGAACAUGCGGGGAGUGUUUCUGCACGUCCUCGGAGACGCCUUGGGCUCCGUGAUCGUGGUAGUGAAUGCCCUGCUCUUUUACUUCUUCUGGCAGGGCUGUUCUGAAGACAACUUCUGCAUAAACCCAUGUUUCCGUGAUCCCUGCAGAACCUCCGUAGAGAUCAUCAACAGCACCCAGACGGUGGUUCGAGAGGCCGGUCCCUGCUGGGUGCUCUACUUAGAUCCAACUCUGUGUGUGAUAAUGGUUUGUAUACUUCUUUACACAACCUAUCCAUUGCUUAAGGAAUCUGCUCUCAUCCUUCUACAAACCGUUCCCAAGCAAAUUGAUAUCAAACAUUUGGUAAAAGAGCUCCGAGCCGUUGAAGGCGUUGAGGAAGUUCAUGAGCUACACGUCUGGCAGCUUGCUGGAAGCAGAAUCAUCGCCACUGCUCACAUAAAAUGUGAAGACCCGACCUCAUACAUGCAGGUGGCCAAAACCAUUAAGGAUGUUUUUCACAAUCACGGAAUUCAUGCUACCACCAUCCAGCCUGAAUUUGCCAGCGUGGGCUCUAAAUCAAGUGUAGUCCCAUGUGAACUUGCCUGCAGAACUCAGUGCGCUCUGAAGCAGUGCUGCGGGGCGCGACCUCAAGUCCUUUCUGCCAAGGAUGCAGACAAGACCCCGGCAGUUAGCAUAUCUUGUUUAGAACUCAGUGAGAAUCUAGAGAAGAAGCCCAGGAGGACUAAAGCUGAAGGCAGCCUCCCUGCUGUCGUGAUAGAGAUUAAAAACGUGCCAAAAAAACAGCCCGAAUCAUCUUUGUGAGUCUUGAAAAAAGAUGUGAUAUUUGACUUUGCUUUUGAACUGCAAGAGAAAAUAGACUCCAUUGAAAUACUAAGUUUUUGCCAAGUAGUGUAAUUGAAGUCCUUGUCUGGUCGCACAGUUUAAUUCUAUUUUUGUAAGAACAUAAUGGAACUGCAUAAGAGAGCGUUCUGCAUUAGCGCCUUGUGAUACUAGUGCAUAGUGCAGCUACGCUGUAACACUUUGUGAAAGCCAGUUUUAACACUAUGUUACAUUUUUUGUUUAAAGUAAGUAUAAACUUUAUAUGACAUAAUGACAUUUGAUUCCUGGUUUUCCCAUGGUAAGAAUUAGGGGGAUAAAUAAAAUUGUUACUGGAAUUUCUCUGCUUUUCUUCCCUCCCCCCAAUUGUUAUACAUUAUUUGUUAGAAUUGUAACUGCUGGACCUCUAGAAUCAUCAAGUUUGUUUCCUUUGUUUGAGGGAAUAGCUACUUGCCCUUUGCGAUCAUAAAACGUAACAUAAUGGCAGAGUUUCAGAAUGACUCAUGACUUAGCAGGAAAUAAGAGCAGUUACUAGUCUGUAUUCUCUACUGCUGAGUAGUAAACUGAGAACAUUCUCAAAAUGAAUUAAGAGUUCACACAUAGUGGAGCGUAUAGGGGAUAAGAGCAGGGAAAAAGCAAACUAGGUAGGCUAUUAUUUAAUAUUGAGAUUUCAUAUCUAAAUUAUCUUGAAAAAUCUCAAGUGGUUUUCUUUUACCAAAGUCACUCAUACAGCUCUAUACAUGUUUGCCAUCAUUGCUUUCUUUCAAAGACUGGGAUUGGUGAUGUUGAGCUAAAAGUUUCAAAAUGCAUGACUAUUUUUUUUUUUUUUUUUUUUGAGAAUGAAGACUUGGUCUUUGUGAACUGCAACUAUUAAUCUUAAAUUGUGUCUUAAAAACCUUUCAUAGUGACGGGUCAUGUAGAUUUGACCUUUCUUCUGCACAGCAAGCACAGCCUGUGCAUUUUUGCCAAGAGCCAGUGACUUGAAAGAAAGAAAUUGGAGGUUCAUGCAUAUCUUAGAGAGCAAAAUGAGUAAGAGAAAGUCUGUAGGUCUUUAAGCCAUCAUGCCUUGACUGCUCCAUUUUCCAUCAGUGUCCCACAUUGCACCCAGGAAGUCAUUCACAGCUGUUCCUUUGCCACAGAUUUCAAAUCCAACACAAACAUUUGAAGAUACUUACGUUAUAUUUUCCCUGAUCAAGAAAGGUUAAUGCUUUGUGAAGAAAAUGUACAUGUUUUUGUCUUCAAAAGAGUGACUAUUAAUAUCAGUUGUGUAUAGCUCUAUUUUUCUAGGAACAUAGUACUCUGACUACUUCAAUAACUUUUAUAGCUGACUACUUUUGGGAAAGUUCACUUUUGGGAUUUGAAAUAAUUCUUUGUUUAAUAAUCUGAAAAUGGAAGUGUUUAGAGUAUGACAGUUACUUUUGAAGUGAUGGUCUUUCCCUAGUGUAAAAAGCCUGUUGCUGGCAACGGGCCUACUUAAGAACAGCUGGAUUUUUUUGAAAAGAAAUCUGAUUUUUGGAACAUAGUUUGUAAGUUCACAUUUACUACCCUGGGCCAACCAUCAGCCUACAUAAUGCUUCACUCAUGUGUGAUCCAACCCCUUGGAGGGUGGUUACUUUGAAUUUUGCAAAAAUGUGCUUUUUUGCUUUUUUUCUUUAAACAUGAAAUUUAGAGAUCUAUGGGUGAGUACGAGAGAACUCCAAUUGUCUCGAGUACACUCCUGACAGGCACCAUGCAGGUUUUAGUGGUUUCCGCAAUGACACACAGCAAGGUAAACUGGUUGAAAGCCUGCGCUACCCAGCCAGUGUUCUUCAGAAACACUCUGGGUGGGGUCGUGUCGAAGGUGUGCCCCACCAAUUGGGACAAGGGCUUUGUUGACCUAUUUUUCAGGAAAAGUGGUACCAUAGGGUUUUUUUUUUUUUUUUUUUUUUUUCCAAAGGUGUUUCUCAUAGCAAAAUCCAUGGGUACCCACUCACCUUGGAGUUUUAGAGAAUUAUUUAUUUCUUUACAAUGCACUUUCUAACCCAUUUUUUAGCUAUAUUAGCAUUAUCUUUAAGAAAAAAAGACAUGUUUUAUAUUUAAGUGUUGUGGGACUUGAGUGUCUUUUCCAAAAUAGCUUAUUUCUUCUUGAAAGAAACGGGAAGCUACCUUGGCCUCUCGGGGACUAGCCCCCUGUUUAAUGUGCUUCCUUUCACUGCCUCAGUCCCAGCCACGAGGUUCUACCCGUCCUGUCUUCGAGCAAGGCCAGUGUGGACCUGUCUGUCAUGUGGCGCUAAGUGAGAAGGUGGUGUCUGCUCCCAAAUUGCACUCGACCAGGAGUCUUUCCAAGCCAUGUGCACCUUGGAAGAAGGGAUUUCAUUUUCCAUGGUCAGCUCUUAGCUUGUAGGAGUAAUGCUUUUUUUGGGGGGGAGGGGGCGUUGGUAUCUGUAUCUAUCUACAUUGUAGAAAUACAAGCUAGAACAUGAAAAACAAUCCUUAAACGUUUUACUGUAUUUUCACAUUAAAAAGAAAAACAAAACGCCGGAUGACUUUAGCCUGAGAUGUGUAAUUUGGAAAGUUGCAGGAAGCUGUUUACAUGUGUGUGUCUUGUCAGCAUUCUGUUAUUUUGAGUUUCUGUAGUUUUGAGGGGAAAGAUAAAACCUAAUGUGAAGUAUUUGGUGUGUAAACUGGUUUUGAAUGUUUGUUUUACAAGCAGAUAACCAUUUGGACAAUAAAUGUCAUUAACCUGCUGUCUUAAGGUAGUCAUACACAAAUAAGGAGUGUGAUUCUACAAUAGAAAAUUUUUUAAUACUACGUUUCAGUUAAGUGAUAAAACAGUAUUAAGAGGUCUUGGGAAGGUGGAAGGUUUUUUUGUUGUCUUUUUUUGUAAUUGAAACUGUCCUAGUGCUUCACGGUCUGGUCUGGGAAAUGGGACUGUAAUCGCACUAUUUUGAUACAGCACUGCAUAUAUCCAUACAGAUGUGUAUAUGGUGAUGCUAUUUUGUUGUACUAACAAGCUCUGGAAUAUUUAGCAGUCAUUUUCACUGGCACAAGAGCCUUUCGUAUAGUAAUCAAUUUAAACUUUUAAACCAAAAAUAUUAAGGUUCAGUGUCUGGCAGAUAGAUACUGAGGAGAAUGUAACAUAGAAUUAAUAUGUGGUUAUAUAAAAAGACACAGAUCGCCAUGAUAGGGGUCUGCCUUGAAACAGCACAAUGGAGUGUCAGUGUGUCUGUGACUUUUUGAGACUUUUCUCGUGUUGGUUUCGUCCGCUGCCACCUGUCCUCUGGGCCAACAGUGCCAUUGACACGGCUCUCAUCCUGUUGAGCACCGGUGCAGACAGAACUCAGGUGCAGCAACAUUUUCCCUAAUUGCUGUGUGUUUUAUGACUGUGUGUUAUUUCCAAAGCUGUUCCUACCUCACCACGAGGCUUUAUGGAUUGUUAUGUAUUAUAAAUGUUCUAUGAGACAAGACUACUGUGUUUCUUCUCAUUUAUUAAAAGUUAAGUAGAAAAAUUAA
Cricetulus griseus (Chinese hamster) is the source of this 4414-nucleotide messenger RNA. The record is from RefSeq and is a predicted model, not a curated record. Lineage: Eukaryota; Metazoa; Chordata; Mammalia; Rodentia; Cricetidae.